Sander lucioperca (pikeperch) is the source of this 3965-nucleotide messenger RNA. Its product is annotated as protein jagged-1a-like. NCBI's taxonomy places the organism in Eukaryota, Metazoa, Chordata, Actinopteri, Perciformes, Percidae. The record is from RefSeq and is a predicted model, not a curated record. Gene Ontology annotation, cellular component: plasma membrane; protein-containing complex. Gene Ontology annotation, molecular function: Notch binding; calcium ion binding. The coding region runs from base 209 to 3904 and encodes 1231 amino acids. The transcript has 26 exons. Gene Ontology annotation, biological process: heterophilic cell-cell adhesion; multicellular organism development; establishment or maintenance of epithelial cell apical/basal polarity.
AAUAAAAGAAAAACACGGGACAAUAGGAGACAGACGAUUCCCGUGAAGGACGAAGGCAGCACGGAUAUAUUCUAGUCGGGACUCUGUGGAGAUUUUUCCGGGAAGAAAAGCUGUGCAUGUCCCAGCCGGAGGAGUAUAAACCCGGACCGGAGGGUCGCACCGACUGUCUCUGAGCCCCGCAGCCGCCAGGCAGCAACCCUCCGCCGGCAUGACCCUCACAGGGGGCUCCGCCCUCCUCCUGCUGCUGCUCUCCGCCCGCAUACAGGUGUGUUCAGCGUCCGGAGACUUUGAGCUCCAGAUUGUGUCGAUGCAGAACGCCAACGGGCAGCUGCAGACGGGCGCCUGCUGCGACGGGGCGCUGGACGCGUCGGAGCAGCGCUGCACAGCGGACGAGUGCGACACCUACUUCCGGGCGUGUCUGAAGGAGUACCAGCUGAAGGUCUCCUCGGCCGGGCCCUGCAGCUACGGCAGCGCAGCCACGCCCGUGCUCGGCGGGAACUCCUUCUCUCUGGGCGCCGCCGAGGACGAUGGAGAGGGCGCCGCCCGCAUCACGCUGCCGUUCAGCUUCGCGUGGCCGAGGUCGUAUACGUUGAUCGUGGAAGCCUUGGACUUCAACAACGACUCGUCCUCCAGCAGCAGCGCGCUGAUCGAGAGGGCCGUGCACUCUGGGAUGAUCAACCCGAGCCGCCAGUGGCAGAGUCUGGAGCACAACGGCCCCGUCGCUCGCUUCCACUUCCGGGUCCGCCUCAGCUGCCACGAGCACUACUACGGCUUCGGCUGCAACAAGUUCUGCCGCCCGCGGGACGACUUCUUCGGACACUACGAGUGUGACCACAACGGCAACAAGACGUGCCUGGAGGGCUGGUCCGGGCCCGACUGCAACACGGCGAUCUGCAGACAGGGCUGCAGCUCUGAACACGGCUCCUGUAAAACUCCUGGAGAGUGCAAAUGUCUGUACGGCUGGCAGGGUGAGUACUGUGAUCAGUGUAUCCCUCACCCUGGCUGUGUUCACGGCAGCUGUGUGGAGCCCUGGCAGUGUCUCUGUGACACCAACUAUGGAGGACAGCUGUGUGACAAAGAUCUGAACACGUGUCGGACGCUGCGGCCGUGUUCGAACGGAGGAACCUGCAGCAACACGGGACCGGACAAAUACCACUGCUCCUGUCCCGACGGCUACUCCGGGGUCAACUGUCAGAGAGCGGAGCACGCCUGUCUGUCCAGCCCCUGUCUGAGUGGAGGAAGCUGUGUUGAAACCAGUCUGGGAUUCGAGUGUCGCUGUGCUGCUGGCUGGACUGGACCCUCCUGCUCCAUCAAUGUAGACGAGUGUCUGGUGAACCCCUGCAGCCAUGGAGGAAGCUGCCAGGAUCUGGUGAACGGUUUCCGGUGUACGUGUCCUCCCCAGUGGACAGGAAAGACCUGCCUCAUCGAUGCCAACGAGUGUGACGACAGCCCCUGCCUCAACGCCAACUCCUGCCGGAAUCUGAUUGGAGGAUACUUCUGCGAGUGCGUCCCAGGUUGGACGGGCCACAACUGUGACACCAAUGUCAACGACUGUCACGGUCAGUGUCGGAACGGAGCCACGUGCAAGGACCUGGUGAACGGGUAUACGUGUGCGUGUGCUCCGGGUUUCGGCGGCGAACACUGCGAAGAAGACGUGGACGAGUGUGCCAGCGGGCCAUGCCUCAACGGCGGCCGCUGCCAUGACGACGUGAACAGCUUCCACUGCCGGUGUCCGCCGGGCUUCUCCGGGAGCCGCUGUCAGUUGGACAUCGAUUACUGCCUCCAUGGUCCGUGUCUGAACGGCGGCCGCUGUUUCAACCUGGCGUCCGAAUACGUCUGCGAAUGUCCCGAAGACUUCGAGGGAAAGAACUGCUCGCACCUGAAGGACCACUGCCGCAGCUCGCCCUGCAAAGUGAUCGACAGCUGCACCGUGGCGGUGGCGUCCAACAGCACGCUGGGCGGGGUGCGUUUGAUCUCCUCCAACGUGUGCGGCCCCCGCGGGCGCUGUCGGAGCCACGCUGGAGGACAGUUCAGCUGCGAGUGUGACGAGGGAUUCACCGGGACCUACUGCCACGAGAAUAUAAACGACUGUGAGGGCGCCCCCUGUCUGAACGGAGGAACCUGUAUAGAUAAAGUCCGUCAGUUUGAGUGUAUCUGCGCCGACGGCUGGGACGGACCGACCUGCCACAAUAACGUGGAUGACUGCAGCUCGGCGCCCUGUCAGAACCGCGGCGUGUGUCGGGAUCUGCUCAACGACUUCUACUGCCAGUGUAACGACGGCUGGAAGGGAAAGACCUGCCACUCAAGGGAGAGUCAGUGCGACGAGGCGACCUGUAACAACGGAGGAACCUGCUACGACGAAGGAGACGCCUUCAAGUGUCUGUGUGCCGCCGGCUGGGAGGGCGCCACCUGCAACAUCGGGAGGAACAGCAGCUGUGUGCCGAGCCCCUGUGAGAACGGAGGAACCUGCGUGGCGGGCGGAGACUCGUUCAGCUGCGUCUGUAAGGACGGCUGGGAGGGCGCCACCUGCAGCCACAAUGCCAACGACUGCAGUCCUCAUCCCUGCUACAACAGUGGGACGUGUGUGGACGGAGACAACUGGUACCGCUGUGAAUGUGCUCCGGGGUUCGCCGGCCCAGACUGCAGGAUCAACGUCAACGAGUGCCAGUCGUCUCCCUGCUCCGCCGGCUCCACCUGUCUGGAUCAAAUCAACGCUUACCGCUGCGUCUGUCCUCCGGGAAGAACCGGCCCGCGCUGCCAGGAAGCGUCGGGGGGGCGGCCCUGCCUGGUUUCGGGGCUGCUGGCUCCGGAUGGAAGCAGAUGGGACGAAGACUGCAAUGCCUGCCGCUGUCGCAACGGGAGGAUCAGCUGCACCAAGCGGUGGUGCGGCCCAGCGCCCUGCAGCCUCCACGGUAAGCCCCGCGUUGGCGCCGAGUGUCCGGCGGGUCAGAGCUGCGUGGCCGUGCGGGACGAGCGCUGCUUCGUGAAGCCCUGCGCGGGACGCGGCGAGUGCUGGAGGCCCGGCCAGCUGGCCCCGCCCCCCACCAGGUGUCUCUCCGACAGCAGCUGCGCCAAUGUCACCUUCACCUUCAACAAGGACGUCAUGGCAACGGGUGUGACGGUGGAGCAGGUUUGCCAAGAGCUGCGGAGCCUCUACGUGGUCACCAACCUGUCCUCGGACUCCGCCGUCUCCAUGAGCUGCGAGCCGGCGCUCGGCGCCAGCAACCAGAUCCACGUGGCCAUCGCGCCGGAGGACCAGCGGAGCGGGCUGAGCUUCGUCACAGAGAUCACCGACCGGAUCAUGGACGUGGUCGGCAGGCGGAGCGCCAACGGCUCCGUGGUCGGUGCCAUCGCCGAGGUCCGGAUACAGAGACGCCAGAGCAGCGACCCCCGUGAUCACCUCGUGCCGCUGCUGGUUUCCGUGGCGAUCGUCGUCUGGGCGUUGGCGAGCGCCUCUGUGUUGCUGUGGUGCGUGCGGAGACGGAGGAAGCAGAGCGCCCACACGGGCGUCAGCACGCUGCCAGCAGGGGCGGCGCCGUGUCUGGCUCCGGGCGCUGAGGGCAACAACGCCCUCUACAAUGGCGCUGGCCCCACCGCCCGCGAGCAGCUCCGCCACAUCAGGAACCCCAUCGAGAAAAACCAGCAGCAGUCGCUCUGUGAGGACAAGAACGCUGCCGGCGCCAACAUCCGGAGGGCCGACGCCGGGAGGCAAUUGGACGAGGGCGACUUGGACAAGAGGCUGCAGAGGGCGCGGUGUCUCCGCGCGCCGCCUGCGUACUCACUGGUCGACUGGGAGGAGCAAGCCGCCUGGCAUACGGCGGGGAACGCAUCGCACUGGACGGGCAAACAGGACAACCGACAGCUGCAGUCCCAGAGCCUGAACAGGACGGAGUACAUCGUAUAACAACCCGUUCUCAUUCCGAACUCGUAAAAUAAGGACGUUUGGACAGUGUCUGUCAGUCAGC